CCAGAGGCUCCUCCAGAGAAGGAGGAGGCGUCCAGAGCUGUCUCUGGCCGCUCCGCUGCAGCUUUUGCAGUUCUUCUGCCUCUGUCCCUGUCCGCUGCGGCGUUUGCAGUCCAGUCUGGGCCCACGGCGUGGGUUCCCGUCGCGGGGCUCGAGGGGAGUUGCACAUUGUGCGUGACAUCGCCCCUGGCCGUGUGUGCAGUGAGCGGCUGGGACUGGGAUCCCGAUGCCGGAAAGCCAGCCAGCUUCCCAGAAGUCCCACACCAGGGGACUGAAGCGUCCAGGUCUGCGGAGGUGAGCAGGGAUCCCGUAAACCCUUUUUCCCUUGGGAGGAAAACCCCGGAGAAUGACGAGAUUUCAGUGCUCUCUGAAGAGAAAGAAUGUGUCGAUUGGGAAACGCCUGAGUUUUUCAGGUACAAGGAAAGUAACGAGAGAGACACUUCAAGAUCCUCCAGGGAGAAGGAGGAGGGGCGUGGCGAGUCACAAGUCCUGGCGCCGCAUUCAGUUGGAAGAGUUGAGUACGAAGCUCUAACGAGUAUCACAUAUUUAAGUGAUGGAGAAAGAUACGAGGAGCCAGACGAUUCUCUGUACUUAGCAGAAGGGGAGUAUCCAGAGUCUGUAGGGUACCCCGGAGAUGUCGAGGCCAUUGUGGAGGAAGGGGCCUCCGAUGACCUGCGGUGCUUUGCAUAUGAUGGUGAAGAGGACCGUGAGUAUGAAGAAACCGUGGAGUUUUCUAACGAAGAAAGUAGUUGUGAAAGUUCGGAAAGCAGCAUUUCAUUGGAAGAGGAGGAGAAAAGCACUGAAGAAAGAAAAAGAGUAUUCCAACAUGUCCUGUCCUGUUUGAACAUGGAUAGAAGCAGAAAGCUUCUCCCCGAUUUUGUGAAGCAGUUUUCCAUGGAUCGAGGAAGUGAGUGGACACCCGAGACUCCAGGAGACUUAGCUUGGAAUUUCCUGAUGAAAAUUCAGGCAUUAGACUUGACAGCCAGGGAUUUUAUCCUUCGGCACAAGAUGGUGGAUGAAGAGCGCGAAGGGGAAUUGCUGGCUGGAGUAGAGAAUUUAGCAAUUGAAGACAUACAAACUGUCCAUCCCCUUGAUGUCCUUUGUGCCUGCAUGCUUUGUUCGCACAGCUCUUUGCAACGCGAAGUCAUGUCAAACAUGUACCAAUGCCAGUUCGCUCUUCCCCUGCUGUUGCCAGAUGCGGAAAACAACAAGAGCAUCUUAAUGCUGGGGGCCAUGAAAGACUUAGCGCGGCACCCGAUGCGGUCCUCGGGAGGACCCCCCAGGGAAACAGAAACAUUUCUGAGUCUCAUGAAGGUGCCUGUCCUCUCUUUCGUGCGACUUGGACACUGUAGCUUCUCCAAGUCCAGAAUCCUCAACACGCUGCUCAGCUCCUCCCGACAGAAACCACACAAAAUCUUUCUCCAUCAGGAUCUGUCUGUUCCUGUGCUUCCUCGGCAAAUUUCUGAUGGCCUGGUGGAGGUCACGUGGUGUUUCCCUGACAACAAGGAGCUAAAGGAAUGUCCUCAUGUUUUCCAAAAGCCUGUUGCUGUGGCCAACCUUCGUGGGGAUCUCGAAAGCUUUUGGACACAGUUUGGUUUUCUGGUGGAAGUUUCCUCGGCCAUGUUCUUUUUCACUGACUGCCUUGGUGAGAGGGAGUGGGACCUGCUAAUGUUUUUAGGAGAAGAUGCCAUCGAGAGAUGCUACUUUGUCCUCGGUCCCCAGGCCAAGGAGAGUGAGGAGGCUCAGAUGUUCCAGAGGAUCCUGAGUCUGAAGCCGUCACAGCUGCUGUUUUGGGAAGUGGAGGAAGCUGGAGAUAGAAGGAAGACAAUGGAGGCCCUUCAGGCUGCCCUCCAGGAAGUAAUGUCCUCUUCACUCAGAUGUGUGUCCCUAGAAGAUAUGGCCUCUCUGGCCAGGGAGUUGGGGAUUCAGGUAGACCAAGACUUUGAAAUUACUCCAGAUACUCUUGUUUGCCCCAGAACAGCUGAAGGUGAGAACCAACAAACACGUCAGACAAAAAGCCCAUCUGAAAGCCGAACUCAGGUGCCUAUCAUAGAGCCUGGGGCCCAAUGUGAGAACAGCCAGAAUGCUCGGAAUCUGCAGCAGACUCCAGUAUUCACGUCUUAUCCAGUAGACCCAUGGCCCCUGCCUACUACACUUGGAAGUAAUUUUUACCAUGCUUCCUUGAAAGCCCCCUGGGUUCCGAGCUCCCGCUUUGGGUCACAACAGAGAGCUAAGUGGUUCUGUCCUUUGCCCCAUCAGAACACAAGGUUUCACAGCAGAGGUAAAAGCUUUGGUAUUCAGUACUUCCAACCCUGGAGAUUUUAUUCAGGGGAAGGAUUCAUGAAAUAUUCAGGGACUCCUCGGGGGUAUCAUUUGAGUGGAAAAUUUGGGAGGUCACAAAGACAGACUUCUCAUGUACGGACCCAUCCUGAGAGCCUACAGGAAGCAAGAACUUUUCCAAGGUCUGGGACAGUGGCCUCUCUUGUAGGUCACUCACAUUCUCCAGGUUCACAAGCAGCAAAAGCAGCCGGGAAGCCACAGCCUAUGAAAGCCUGUGCCCAGGGGAUGCAGCUGACUGAAGCAACUGGAACAUCUAUGAGGACAACAUCUCAUAUUAAGUAUCCUCACCCUCCAUCCUGUCAGCCAGCAGGAGCCAGUCAAGAACGAAAAAUACCUGUUUCUCAUCAAGGAUCUCAACGAGUAAUAAAGGGAAGGCCUUCAGAGCCAGCUUUCCAACCAGGGUCUCAAUCCACAUCUGGGAGUAAACUUUCAUCUACUUCCCAGUUCAACUCCCAUCAACCCAAGUUCCAGGUCAAACACUUUGAGCCCAUUCAACCUUCUCAGAAAAAAAACCUUCAUUUCCAGCCUUCCCAGGCUAAACUUACUCAUCCCCAGCCCUCCCAGGCUAAACUCACUCAUCCCCAGCCCUCCCAAGCUAAACCCACUCAUCCCCAGCCCUCCCAAGAUAAACCCUCUCAUCCCCAGCCCUCCCAAGAUAAACCCUCUCAUCCCCAGCCCUCCCAAGCUAAACCCCCUCAUUCCCAACCCUCCCAAGCUAAACCCACUCAUUCCCAACCCUCCCAAGCUAAACACCCUCAUCCCCAGCCCUCCCAAGCUAAACCCUCUCAUCCCCAACCUUCCCAAACUAAACCCACUCAUCCCCAGCCCUCCCAAGCAAAACCUUCCUCAUCCAGAUCUACUCAGUUCAAGCCACAUAGACCCCAUCAGUCCCAAUCAAAGCCUUUUCAACCUAAAUCUACUCAACAUUCCUCAUCGCAGUCCAAGCCUUCCCAGGCCAAGACCUACUACCCAAGAGCAGGGAAACGUUAAAGAACAUACCCCAGAGACCCAUGAGGUAUGUUCUUUACAUAUUCUGUUCCUCUCAUAUAACAGUCUGAAGAAGAGUUUCGGUGGAAGACUGAUAAAAUGAGCAAAACAGAAAAAAUUUAUGCCAAGUCUAAGUGCAUAGUGAAGUAUCUAAAUGUGGAAAAUGUGAAAGUAGUUAAGAGUAGGGUCUGAUUGGGCAAGGUGGCACACACCUGUAAUCCUGGCACUCUUGAGGCAGAAGCAGUCAGAUCUCUGAGGCUAACCUGGUCUACAUAACAACAUAGAAAGUUCUAGAUCAGCCGGGCGGUGGUGGCGCAUGCCUUUAAUAUCAGCACUUGGGAGGCAGAGCCAGGUGGAUCUCUGUGAGUUCAAGGCCAGCCUGGGCUACAGAGUGAGUUCCAGGAAAGGCACAAAGCUACACAGAGAAACCCUGUCUUGAAAAAACAAACAAACAAAAGUUCUAGAUCAGUCAGAGUACAUAAUGAGAUCCUGUCUGAAAAAGAGAGAGAGAGAGCCAGGUGGCAGUGCCGCAUGCCUUUAAUCCUAGCACUCGGUAGGCAGAGCCAGAUGGAUCUCUGUGAGUUCAAGGCCAGCCUGGUCUACAGAGCGAAAUCCAGGACAGGCACCAAAAACUACAUAGAGAAACCCUGUAUUGAACCCCACCCCCAAAACAAAAGAGAGCGAGUAGGACUGCUGUGGAUAUUGCUUUGUAUAAAUAAAAUGCUGAUUGGCCAGUAGCCAGGCAGGAAGUAUAGGCAGGACAAGCAGAGAAGAGAAUUCUGGGAAGUGGAAGGCUGAGGCAGAGAGACACUGCCAGCUGCCACCAUGAGAAGAUGUUAAGGUACUGGUAAGCCACGAGCCACAUGGCAACUUAUAGAUUAAUAGAAAUGGGUUAAAUUAAGAUAUAAGAAUUAGAUAACAAGAAGCCUGCCAGGGCCAUACAGUUUAUAAGUAAUAUAAGUCUCUGUGUGUUUACUUGGUUGGGUCUGAGCAGCUGCAGGACUGGCGAGUGCGAGAGAUUUGUCCUGACCGUGGGCCAGGCAGGACUGGAGAAAACUUCAGCUACAUAGGACCUAACAUCAAGCCAACAAGAUCAGUCCAGAAGGCAUCAUUAAUUAGACUUGGUAGGUUACCAAAAACAGAACAAAACCCAAAACUAAACAGGAAGGAGGGGGUGGGUGUCAGGCUAAGCGGGAGUAGGGAAGAGCUGGGGAUGGACAUGAUCAUUGUAUGUAUGUAUGAAACUGUCAAAUAAUAAAUGCAAGAUGGAAAAAGAAUAGGACCUAAGGAUACAUAAAUUAAUUGAAUCCAACAUUUCUUACUAGGUAAGGUGUGGUUUGACCCCAGGGGAGUUGGUGGGAUAGCCACAUGUAUGAAGAAUGGAGUUUCAGUGUAAUGUAAAGUGAUAAAAAUAUGGAGCUCAAAUUAUCUCAGUGUUGAAGAAAAACUGCUUCAGUGGUCUCUUGGUUUGGGGUUUAUGACCAGCCACUGAGCAGAGACCCUGCACUAUUGUACCAGUUAAAUCAACUUGCUUGUGGUAAUAGCCCCAAUUUUCAUACCUGAUAAGACUAUCUCACUUGGUCCUUACACAUAGAAAUAAUGAAUGUUCAACAAAACACAUAAUUUUACAUGUACAUUGGGACUGAUUUAUGUAUUUUUCAUAUUUUGUAUAUAAUAGCUAAGAAAAUUUAGCUCAUUAGAGGUUCUGAUAUUAUAUUUUUAGUUUAAUUAUUUGAAAUCAGAAAUGUGUUAGUGAGUUUUUAAUUUUAGAGUUAAGUUGAAAAGAUUAAGAUGAAUUUACAAAGAGUGUAAGUAAUGUUUGAGAGGAUGUAUGGUUCAGAGGAAUUAAAAUUUUCGUAAAUUCAUAUUGUUCUGAACAUUUGGAUAACUUCUGCUAGUUAGCAGUGUUAAAUAAAAAGAAUAAAUUCAAUCCAGAUAUUUAACUGGAGCUUCUCUAAGUUUUUAAGUGAUACCAAAUACUGAAAAAGGCUACAUUAGCUGAACAUGCUGGUACACACCUUGACCUUAACACUUAGGAGACUGAGGAAGAGGGAUCGAGGUUCAAGCCAGCAGCACAUAGUGAGACCAAGUCUCAAAAACCAAAAACAAGCUGCCUUAAGGUAGAUGUGAAAAUUUACCUCAUUUAGAAAUAAAGUAAGAUUAUAAAUUGGACUAAACAUCUCAGUUUUUGAAUUUGACUAUUUUUUAAUUUAAAAUUUUAAUUUUAUUUUUUACAGUGUAUGUAUAGUGUGUGUGUGUGUGUGCACACGGAUAACUUCAUGAAGUCCAUUCUUUCUUUCCACGUUUAUGUGUAGCCAGUGCUUUUACCUGCUGAGCUAUCUUACCUGUCCUGUAAACCUUAUUUUAAAUAGUAAAAUAGUGCCAAGGAAUCAGCUAGGUCAAAAAAAUUGCUUCCAAGGUUUCAAAGAAGAAAAAUCAUAUUGACCAAUGGAUGGCAACUAAGCUUUUGAAAGGAAUCAAUAGUAUCUGAAAAUAGUCUAAUAUCACAAAAGUGUGUUUGUUUGUACACGUGUUAAAUAAUGUUGUAUUUCUCUCUAAUGGUCAUUGCAAAGAUGCAAAAGAAAUGGAGGACAAUAUAUGUGAAUGUUUAAUUUUACUCGUGAAUUCUGUCUUUUAGAAUGAUAAAUGUAAAAAAUAAAAUAAAAACAAAAAUGCCUUAAGCCAGCUCACACCAACCUACAGAUGAACAGGAAGUCUGGUCGCUGUGCUGGCACUUGCUAGUCUUGCCACCCUCUCCCAAACUCAGAAGUUUAGGGAAGAAAAUGACUCAGAGUCAAGUUUGCCUGAUGACUUUCAGACAUAAAGUUCAUGCUCCAGAAAAGCCUUAAAUAAGCAGGACAUAAAAUAUGUAAAAUAACCCAUGCAUGUGGGCUGAGAAAUAGACAAAUGUCAGUGGUGGAUGACCUAUGGGAUUAUACAUACCCGCCCCCAAUACUCAGCCCAAGCUGUAAAGUAGGAAGGGAUCUUUAUUCAGUGCAAUACAAACUGUUCCUUGAGCUCAAUUUGUCUGCCCCCACCUCCUUUUGUCUUGGUUGCCACCAGACCAUGCAAGAUUGUGAAAUAAACUGAGUGACUUUUA
Messenger RNA from Peromyscus californicus insignis, 6424 nucleotides. RefSeq names its product caspase recruitment domain family member 6 (gene Card6). The record is from RefSeq and is a predicted model, not a curated record. The transcript has 3 exons. NCBI's taxonomy places the organism in Eukaryota, Metazoa, Chordata, Mammalia, Rodentia, Cricetidae. The annotation marks the transcript as partial.